This is a messenger RNA of Aureococcus anophagefferens, 897 nucleotides long. RefSeq lists its product as hypothetical. The annotation marks the transcript as partial. The record is from RefSeq and is a predicted model, not a curated record. NCBI's taxonomy places the organism in Eukaryota, Pelagophyceae, Pelagomonadales, Pelagomonadaceae. Gene Ontology annotation, cellular component: Golgi apparatus. Gene Ontology annotation, molecular function: antiporter activity. The transcript has a single exon.
CUGCUCUCGUUCAUCGGGCUGUGGUACGCGUUCAACGCGUUCUUUAACGUGCAGAACAAGCUCAUCCUAAACCAGUUCCCCUACCCCUGGGUCGUGUCCUGGUUCCAGCUCGCGUCGGGCCUCCUGUUCGUGCUGCCGAUGUGGUUUACGAAGCUCCGCGCGCCGCCAAAGGUCGACCGGUCGCUCGUGCUCAAGUUCCUGCCCAUCGCGGCCCUCCACUGCGGCGGCCACGGGCUGCAGGUGAGCAGCAUGGGCGCGGGCUCCGUCUUCUUCACGCACGUCAUCAAGGCCACGGAGCCCGUCAUCGGCACGUUGGUGCUUUUAGCGUUCACGGGCAAGAUCGCGCCCUGGUGGGUCAACGCGUGCCUGACGCCCAUCGUCGGCGGCGUCGCCUACGCGGCCUUCAAGCCGGGCACGUCCUUCCCGCUGAGCGACCUCGUGGGCUACGCGUCGCUCGCGGCUUUGGGGUCGACGGUCGCGUUCUCGAUCGCGAAACUCCUGGCCAAGUCGCUCAUGGGCAAGGAGACGAAGCAGAAGUACAACCUGACGGCGCCGAACAACUACGCCUUUCUUACCAUUUGCUCGACGACGCUGCUGCUGCUGCCGUCGGCGCUCGGCGAGGGCGGCGCGGCGCUCGCGGCGUUCCAACAGAUGCCCGAUCAACUCGCGUUCGCGCGCCAGCUCGUCGCGUGCGGCUUCCUCUACUACGGCUACAACGAGAUGGGCUUCCGCGUCCUGGACCUGCUGAGCCCCGUGUCCGCCGCCGUGGCCAACUCGCUCAAGCGCGUCGCGAUCUUGCUGGCCGCGGUGCUCUUCCUCGGCGAGCAGGUGUCCACGCGCAAGAUCAUCGGCUCCAGCGUCGCCAUGGGCGGCGUGUUGCUCUACUCGUUGGCGAAG